UGACAGAAACGCGACAAGCUUCCGCAUCGUCGUUAGGCAAGGCAAUGCCUAUCGUUCGUUAGAAGUGGGUUACAGAUCCACGUUUCUGGGAAAUCUCGGUCUAUUUUCGUCGAUUAUUUGGAUCCACACUUGCCUAACUUAGGGCUAUACGUUGUUUCCCGCUAUUGUCAAGGUAGAGGCAUAAUGUUUCCAGGGAGGAUAAGGCCCCAGGUACCCUUUGCAUAUCGGAAGAACUGGAUUGGCAGGAUCAGGCUGUAACAAUGAAUGCGAUGGAGACAGCUCACAAGGAGAUACUUCGAACUAACCGAAGUUACUUAGUGGAGAAUCUAUCUGAUAUUGCAGAAAUUGUCAACCGUCUUUUUGAAAUGAAAACAAUCACUGCUCCCAUGAAGGAGGGCAUUCUGGAAGGACAAAACACGAAAACGGAGAAAAAAAGAGCUUUGCUUGAUUUACUACCACGAAGGGGGAAGUUUGCGUUUGAUGAUUUCUUCAACGCCCUCAUUGCAAGUUCCGAAUACACUGCUGCUGAUGUCUUGAAGCCAGGGCAAGGACAGGCCGCCAUGGAGGCGGACAGACAGGCUGGAAAAACUGCCUACUCAGCCCCACAACCCCGGGCUCCGUAUGUCGCCUCACCGGUGGAGGAUGACCUGCCUAGAUUUUGGCCUGAUCAGAACUACAAUGCAAUGGAUGUACAGGUUGUGAAUGUUGCAGAAGAAGAUCACAAUAUGCGGAAUAAAUUUGUCAGGUCUGGUACAGCUCAGUCGGGGUAUUACUGUAUGCAGCGGAGACCAAGGGGAAUUCUUUUAAUAAUUAACAAUGAGAAAUUUUCCACUGCAAGACAGGAGAAAAAUCUUCCACUUGAAGACAGAGACGGCACAAAUGUAGAUGCAACAUCCCUCGAUAUGCUGUUCGAAAAACUGUCUUUUAUAACAAUCACCGAGAAAAACCUGACAAGGGAGGGAAUUAUUGAAGUCCUAAGAAGACAGCAGCAGGUCAAUCAUGACAAUUAUGACUGUUUUGUGUGUGUCAUCUUGUCCCAUGGGACUGGCGGGGGCGUGUUUGGUGUUGACGGCGAGGUCGCAAACACACAGGACAUCACUGAUAUGUUCAACGGUCAGAACUGCAAGACACUCGCUGGGAAGCCAAAACUAUUCUUCAUACAGGCCUGCCAGGGAACUAAGCGAGAUACAGGCAGUGCUGGAGCACAAGAUCCCUCUGUGGGUGAAGUCAGUCUCAAGUUUGAGAAGAUGGGCUUGAAGAAUGAAACAGAGGCAUCAUCCAAAUCACAGGUGCAGUGUGAAACAAAGGCGGAUUCUGUUGCUGAAGAAAACCUUGGAACCAGAGCAGACACUUUUGUCGCUCUUGCCACAACACCAGAUUAUCUGUCGUACCGAAACACAAAGAGAGGCACGUGGUUUGUGCAGGCCAUCACCUACAUCUUUCAGAAGUUUGCUCGUUCAGAAGAUCUGUUGUCAAUGAUGACCAAGGUUAACCUCCUCGUCAGUCGAGGUGAAAUCUAUGGCCAGGGCCUGAAACAGGUCUCCAUCUUCAAUUCUUCCUUUAGGAAGAAGUUCUUCUUCUUCCCAGGCCUGCAGGCUGAUGUAUCAGGACAGUCCCGCCCCCGUAAUCAAAUGCAUCCAACCAGCUAGACCUCCACUCCACCAAACUGGCCUACCAGCAGCAGCAGCAGCAGCAGCCUAGGUGUCAUCCUUGAACUGUCAUCGAUGCAUGGAGCGUCUGACCCGCGUGUCAUUUGAUGUCAAAUAUAUCAACACCACUUCAUAAUGUUUGAAACUUUGAUUGUUGAAAUAAAAGGAUCCAAAGACAAGGGGGAGAUUCUAUUUAUCAUCCAGAAACAUUCUUCUUAUCUAAUAGCUUGAAAGCAACAAGAAUCAGUGUCUUGAGAGAAAGAAGUACAACUCACCAGCUUCUGUGGCAAAGAGAUUCAUGAUGUUGUUUGAUUGAGAUGUCAUGGUAACCAGUGAUGUCACAAUGGUCUGCUAAGUAUUGUGAUGCAAUUUCCUUGUUAUCAUAUCUCCUAGGAAAUAUAAUUUGAUCUCGCCGAUGUGCUAUAUAGAGAAUGUCACCCUCGUGUCUUUUGAUAUCAAGUAUAUCAACACAAUUGAUAAAAGUGGAAAAACUCAAGGCUUGCCUGACAAUGGUCUACAAGCCAUAUCUCCUGUGAGAGCCAGUUUUGGUUGAUAAAUCCUGUUUUUGCCAGUUUGGGAUGAUAAAUGUCAUUGAUGGUGUCUUUAGGCUGAAGAUGGCAGGACCUCAAAGACUGACACUGACCUUGUCCUUUUAAAGAGAGAUGUCAUCGAUCCCAAUCGAUGUCAUCGAUCCCAAUUGCAUUGAUCGGUGCUCAUGAUCCAUGGUCCAGACUCGAUUAUUUACAGACAGCUAUCAUAUAGCUGGAAUAUUGCUGAGAGCGGUGUUAAACAACAACAAAACAAAGAGAGAUGUGAUGGACAUUCAAUAAUUUGAUUUACUGUCAUGCACAGUUGAAUCUGUCUAAAACAGACUUGUAGGUUACCAAAAUUUGAGACUGGUGUUCAGACAGUGGUAGAUUUUUACCAUCCCUUGCCAUCAUGUGUUAAACAUGAAAGAUUGAAGAAAUAAUUUAUUUGAGUUUACACAUGGGUCAGUUCCCCAUGUCUACAAUGUUUACACCGUCAUUGAAUUCAUCAAAUUGUGUGUAUUCAUGCUCAGAUAUCAAUCACAGGAUUGACUAGUCCAGACUUGAUUAUUUACAUGCAGCUGAAAAAUUGCAGAGUGUGGCGUAAAACAACAAACAAACAAACAAACA
This is a messenger RNA of Haliotis rufescens (red abalone), 2806 nucleotides long. RefSeq names its product caspase-3-like. NCBI's taxonomy places the organism in Eukaryota, Metazoa, Mollusca, Gastropoda, Lepetellida, Haliotidae. The record is from RefSeq and is a predicted model, not a curated record. Gene Ontology annotation, biological process: regulation of apoptotic process; proteolysis. Bases 261 to 1649 code for a protein of 462 amino acids. Gene Ontology annotation, molecular function: cysteine-type endopeptidase activity. The transcript has 10 exons.